AGUGCAUUGCGCGCAUGCAAGUUUUCUGCCUUCAGUCGUGUGUGGCUGUCAAGUCAACGACUGUAUGCUACACACGUGUAGCAAUGCGAAUAUUGUCUUGCCGGUGGUGCUAUAACAUGUCGCGGCCAUCGCUCGCGCGCGUGAGACUAUCGACUGACGAUCUACGCGAACACGCAUGGACAGAAAUUCAUCGUAUACCUGGAGUUUAUCGCUGAUCUAGGUAGGGGCAGCGACUGGGUAUUUGCAAGAUAUAAAAGCCAAGGUAAGCAUGGACGAGAUGAAGCUUUUCCAAGGCAGCAAGCAAACAUGAAGCUCCUGCCUCUUGUCUCGGUCGGCCUGUUCUUUGCCCAAUCGACAAGUGCAAGCUCGAUUCAGAAGAGAGAUACCGUCAGCGAUGUUUUGAACGAUAUCAAGAAUGCCGCUACUUGUACAGCCUGCCAGUCUUUGCUUGGAGUCCUCCAGGCUGUUGCCCACCUUGGCAACGAUGCCUUUGUCGGAGUCAUCACUGCAGUCUGCCAGUCGCUUGGUGUAGAGGACGCGGAUGUCUGCGCCGGUGCCAUUGGACUCGAGGGGCCAAUUCUAGCCCACGACCUUCGUGAAAUGACAAUCGGAUCUCAUACAGCUCAGCUCUUCUGUGGUACCAUCUUUGGCCUUUGCGACUACCCAGCCGUCACGCCGUAUACCGUGACAUUCCCCUCAGCCAAGCCAGCCGGUGCUUCUCGACCAGCCUCCAGUGGCAAGACUCCGCUCAAGGUUGUCCAUUACAGCGAUAUCCACGUCGAUCUCUCGUACCAAGUUGGCGCCAACUACAACUGCACCAAGAACAUCUGCUGUCGGCCCUACAGCGCUGCCGAUGCUCCCGGAAAGACUCAAUUCCCAGCCGGCCAAUAUGGCAACACGCAGUGCGACAGUCCCCGCAGCCUCGAGCAAAGCAUGUACAACGCCAUCAAGACGCUCGUCCCGGACGCUGCCUUUUCCAUCUUCACUGGCGAUAUCGUCGAGGGUGCAGUGUGGCUCGUCAACCAGACCGAGGUCACCAACGACUUGAAUAAUGCUUAUUCGCUCAUGUCUACCCUCGGCAUGCCCGUUUAUGGUGUCGUCGGUAACCACGAUGCCGCUCCCGUCAACAGCUUCCCUCCAGCUGCCGUCGACACGACCAUCUCGAGCCAAUGGGUCUACGAUACCUUGUCAGCAGACUGGACCAAAUGGAUUGGCUCUGCAGCUGCCUCAAAUGCCGACAAGUACGGUGCAUACUCGGUGAAGAACCCCAAUACCAACCUCCGCGUCGUCUCCUUCAACACCAACUUGUACUACAAGCAGAACUUCUGGCUGUACGAGACGACCAUGGAGACCGACCCAAGUGGCCAGUUGGCUUGGUUAGUCGGUGAACUUGAUGCUGCUGAGAAGGCUGGUGAAAGAGUCUGGCUUCUCGGUCACAUGCCAAUGGGCGCAGGCGAUGCUUUCCACGACGGAUCAAAUUACUUCAACCAGAUUGUCAAGCGAUACAGUGCUACCAUCGCUGCUCAAUUCUACGGCCACACCCACAAGGACGAGUUCCAGAUCACCUAUUCGGAUUACACAAAACAGACAGCAGCCAACGCCGUCGAUGUCUCAUACAUCGCUCCCGCUCUGACUCCCACCUCUGGCAACCCGACCUUCCGCGUCUACUCGAUCGAUCCUGUCACCUUCGGUGUUCUGGACUACACCGUUUACUUUGCCAACAUCUCUUCACCCACAUACCAGAAUGGCCCGACUUGGCAAAAGUACUAUUCAGUCAAAGAAACAUACGGCGCUCAACUCACCCCUCCUGUGACCGCCGCAUCCGCCGAACUCACCCCUGCCUUCUGGCACAACCUCACCGCUCUCUUCCAAACAAACGACGCCGUCUUCCAACAAUUCAACGCUCGCAAGUCUCGUGGUCAUGACGUCUCAUCCUGUACAGGUGACUGCAAAACCAGCAGUAUCUGUCAAUUGCGUGCUGCCGAAGCUCAAUACAAUUGCGUCACCAUCAAGCCUGGAGUCAACUUCAAGAAGCGUGACUUAGCUGCUGAUAUCACUCAUUCGGAUGAGUGCGAUGGUUCUGCCGGUGCGAAGAUUUUGGGUGCUUUGACUGAGAAUAUUGGCGCUUUCCAAGAGGCGCUGGAGAAGCAACUUGGUGCUGGGUUUAUGAGUGAGACUGUUAACGGUACUGCUUCUUGAACAUUGGAGAAUUAUUACGCAAGCCUAACGUGGGCUACAAUCUCUUUGGUCUGAGAUAUCCAUUGAUUCGAUUAGACGCACUUGGAAUAUGCACAGUUGGAUUCUGGAC
Molecule: messenger RNA, 2308 nt
Organism: Aureobasidium pullulans EXF-150
Lineage: Eukaryota; Fungi; Ascomycota; Dothideomycetes; Dothideales; Saccotheciaceae
Product: sphingomyelin phosphodiesterase
Exons: 2
Coding region: 307-2199 (630 amino acids)
Biological process (GO): sphingomyelin catabolic process
Molecular function (GO): sphingomyelin phosphodiesterase activity
Source: RefSeq, a predicted model, not a curated record